AUGCAGAUGCUCACUAAGUUCGAGUCCAAGUCGAAUCGCGUCAAGGGCAUCGCCUUCCACCCACGCCUUCCACUCUUGGCCUCGUCUCUCCACAACGGCUCAAUUCAGCUGUGGAACUACCAGACCGGCACCAUCUAUGACCGCCUCGAGGAGCACGAUGGCCCCGUUCGUGGCAUUUGUUUCCACCCCUCCCAACCUCUCCUUGUCAGUGGUGGUGAUGACUACAAAAUCAAAGUGUGGAACCACAAGACACGCAAGUGUCUCUUCACUCUCAACGGCCAUCUCGACUAUGUCCGCACCGUCUUCUUCCACCACGAGCACCCUUGGAUCCUCAGUGCCUCCGAUGAUCAGACCAUCCGCAUCUGGAACUGGCAGAGUCGCACCUGCAUCGCCAUCCUCACCGGCCACAACCACUACGUCAUGUGUGCACAGUUCCACCCCAAGGAGGACCUCAUCGUCUCGGCUUCCAUGGACCAGACCGUCCGCGUGUGGGACAUCAGCGGCCUGCGUAAGAAGAACACCUCGGCCCAGCCCAUGAGCAUCGAGGAGCAGAUUGCCCGCGCCAACAGCGGCCAGGCCGAUCUCUUUGGCAACACGGACGCCAUGGUCAAGUAUGUGCUCGAAGGCCACGACCGGGGUGUCAACUGGGCCUCGUUCCAUCCCACUUUACCUCUCAUCGUCUCGGCCGGCGACGAUCGCCAGAUCAAGCUGUGGAGGAUGUCAGAUACAAAAGCCUGGGAGGUUGACACAUGCCGCGGCCAUUUCAACAACGUCUCGUGCGCACUCUUCCACCCGCGCCACGAGCUCAUCAUCUCGGACGCCGAGGACAAGACCAUCCGUGUCUGGGACAUGGGCAAGCGAACCGCCGUUCAGACCUUCCGCCGAGAGAGCGACCGCUUCUGGGUGCUGACCGCCCACCCUACGCUCAACCUCUUCGCCGCCGGGCACGACAACGGUCUCAUCGUUUUCAAGCUCGAGCGUGAACGACCCGCUUUCUCCGUCCACCAAAACACGCUCUACUACAUCCGUGACAAGCAGGUCCGCUCGCUCGAUUACGCCACGGGCGCCGACCAUGCUCUGCUCAGUGUCAAGCGCCUCGGUAAUCAAUACGUGCCCCCACGCACGCUCAGCUUCAACCCGGCAGAACGCUCCGUCAUCGUCACCUCGGUCAACGCAGACCAGGGCACUUUUGACGUCGCUCCUCUGCCGCGUGAAGCCGGUGGCGAUCUCGCCGAAUCCUCGAGCGUCGGCAAGCGCGGUCAGGGCUCCAGCGCCAUCUUUGUCGCCCGCAACCGCUUCGCCGUGCUCGACAAGACAGCCCAGACCAUCGAGAUCCGCGACCUUAAUAACGCCGUCACCAAGACCAUCACGCCUCCUCAGCCCACCAACGAGAUCUUCUUUGGCGGCACCGCCAGCCUCAUCCUCAGCACCUCCACCGGUGUCAUUCUCUACGACAUUCAGCAGCAAAAGACGCUCGCCGAGCUCACCAGCCCGCCCGUCAAGUAUGUCGUAUGGAGUGUCGACGGCAGCAUGGUGGCGCUGCUCAGCAAGCACACCAUCACGCUCGCCGACAAGUCGUUCGCAACGAGCAACCUCAUCCACGAGACCAUCCGCAUCAAGAGUGCCGCUUGGGACGAGAGCGGCGUGCUCCUCUACAGCACGCUCAACCACAUCAAGUACGCUUUGCCUCAAGGCGACAACGGGAUCAUCAAGACGCUCGAGCAGCCCGUCUACCUCACCCGUGUCAAGGGCAAGACCGUCUCGUGCCUCGACCGUCUCGCUCGUCCUCAAAACAUCAACAUCGACCCCACCGAGUUCCGCUUCAAGCUGGCCCUUGUGCAGGGCAAGUACGAUGACGUUCUCACCAUCAUCAAGAACAGCAACCUGGUCGGCCAGGCCAUCAUUGCCUUCCUCCAGAAGAAGGGCUACCCAGAGAUUGCGCUUCAUUUCGUUCAAGACAAGAGCACGCGCUUCGACCUCGCCAUCGAGUGUGGCAACCUCGAUGUUGCUUUGGAGACUGCCGAGUCGCUCAACGUCGACGAGGUAUGGGACCGACUCGCCACCGCCGCGCUCCGUCAGGGCAACCACAAGAUCGUCGAGCGUUCCUAUCAGCGAACCAAGAGCUUUGACAAGCUCAGCUUCCUUUACCUGAUUACGGGCAACACGGAUAAGCUCGCCAAGAUGUCGGUUAUCGCCGACAAGCGAGGCGACCACCUCAGCCGCUUCCACAAUGCGCUUUACCUCGGCAAUGCUGAAGCGCGCAGCAGUGUGCUCUCCGAUGUUGGCCUGCCUGCGCUGGCCUACGCUGCAGCCAAGUCCAACGGGCUUGACGACCGCGCUGCUGCCAUUGCUUCGCAGGCCGGCAUGGAGAACGAAGCGGCAGAGGUGGACCGUCAACUCGACUUGGGCGAGGGCACCUCCAAGCUGGUUCCUCCCACAGCUGUCUCGCAGGCACACCUCCACAACUGGCCCAUCUUGAGCAGCGAGCAGAGCUACUUUGACCGUGCUCUUGUAGCCGGCAACAACGGUGGCCCCAUCUUCAAGGACAACGCUCUCAACGGCGCCAAGACGCACGACAUUGAGUCGUGGCUCGACGGCGAGGCCUUGGAGGAAUCGGAAGACGAGGACCACGAGGGUUUCGACGCCGAGCCCGAGGACUUUGGCGAAGCGGAAGAAGCGUGGGACCUGGCCGGGGAAGAGGUCGCACUGCCCGAGGACGAGGCGGCCGUCGUGGCGCCCCUCGAAGAGAAGCCGCUCGAAGGACUGGGCGCUGGCAGUUCCGAGGCCGAACACUGGCUGCGCAACUCGCCAGUCGCUGCCGACCAUGCCGCAGCAGGAUCGUUCGAAACAGCCAUGACGUUGCUUUCGCGGCAAGCGGGCAUUGUCGAUUUUGCGCCUCUCAAGGCAUUGUUCCUCUCGUCGUACUUGGCCUCGCGCAGCUUCCUACCUGCUGCGCCGAGUGCGGGUCCCAUCGAGGUGCAUCUGCGACGCAACAACGAGGAGAGCGAUGGCAAGGUGACCAAGGCGCACCCGGCGUCGCCUCGUUCCGUCAAGCUGCUGGCCUCGGGCGACUUGCAAGAAGGCUACCGCGCCGUCAGCGCCAACAAGCUUGCCGAAGCCGAGACCAUCUUCCGUCGCCUGCUGCACCAGCUCGUGCUGACGCCGGCUGCUACGGAAGCCGAAGCCACCGAGAUCCAGGACUUGGUCGUGCUCUGCCGAGAGUAUAUCCUGGGUAUCUCCAUCGAGCUUGGCCGUCGUAAGCUUGUCGUCGCCGAGCCGGACAAUGUGGCACGCAACCUUGAGCUUGCUGCGUUGUUUACGCGCACCCAGCUCCAGCCGCAGCAUCAGACAUUGGCGCUGCGCAGCGCCAUGACCGAGGCUCGCAAAGUCAACAACUAUGCCAUGGCGGCCAGCUUUGCCAAGCGUCUGAUGGACCUUUCCCCCGCUCCCGCCGUGGCCCAAAAGGCACAGCAGAUCAUCUCGUUGGCGGAGCGCAGCCCGCGCGAUGCGGUCGACGUGCCCGGCUACGAUCCUCUCGAGCAGACGUUUGUCAUUUGCGCCGCCUCGCACCGUCUCAUCACGGCUGCAGGCGCUGGCUCGGUCUCGGAUCCGCUGACGGGGGCUCGCUACCUUCCCGAGUUCAAGGGCACGCUUUGCAAGAUCACCCACAUCUCGGAGGUCGGUAAGCUCGCUUCGGGUUUGCGCAGCUUUGCCGCGUAG
Molecule: messenger RNA, 3720 nt
Organism: Sporisorium graminicola
Lineage: Eukaryota; Fungi; Basidiomycota; Ustilaginomycetes; Ustilaginales; Ustilaginaceae
Exons: 1
Coding region: 1-3720 (1239 amino acids)
Biological process (GO): intra-Golgi vesicle-mediated transport; endoplasmic reticulum to Golgi vesicle-mediated transport; retrograde vesicle-mediated transport, Golgi to endoplasmic reticulum
Cellular component (GO): COPI vesicle coat
Molecular function (GO): structural molecule activity; protein binding
Source: RefSeq, a predicted model, not a curated record